This is a messenger RNA of Syzygium oleosum, 1859 nucleotides long. RefSeq lists its product as uncharacterized. Bases 123 to 1664 code for a protein of 513 amino acids. Gene Ontology annotation, biological process: positive regulation of ubiquitin-dependent protein catabolic process. Gene Ontology annotation, molecular function: cullin family protein binding. Lineage: Eukaryota; Viridiplantae; Streptophyta; Magnoliopsida; Myrtales; Myrtaceae. The record is from RefSeq and is a predicted model, not a curated record. The transcript has 6 exons.
CAAUUCGCUUCGCUCGUGAAGCUCUCCCUUUCUAUGCGCGCCGCGAUUCUUCGUCCCUUUCCAAAUCUCAGAUCAAAGCUUGGCAGCUCGGAAUUCCAGGAAGCAAGGUCGCGACGGCAGCGAUGGAACCGUCGUCGUCGCACGACAGCAAGCUCCUGUCCUCCCUCCGGAGCUUCGGAGUCUCGAUCCCGGACGGGGUCGAUGCGAUCGGGGACCUCCAGCCGGAAGGUCUGGCCUCCAUCUCCGCCCGGUGCCUGAACCUCGUUCUCCGCGAUCCGGCGCUGUUCCCGUCUUCUCCGCCGGAGUCGGCGGCCGACAAGGUCAGGAUCUGCGGAGAGAUGGCCUCUGCGGUCGAGAAUCUCGGUUUCGUCGGAGACAUCGGCUUCCACAAGUUUCUUUAUCCGUCUGAAGAGGACAUGUAUGAGUUGAUAAGGUUCUUGGUCGGGAGGUUGUCCGAGUUGGUUGUAGUUGGAGAAGCAAAUGACGCGAGGUAUGUCGAUUCGGAAGACAAGAAAGAAGGUUGGUUUAGAGAUGCGGCAAGAGACAGGAUAGGGAAGGUUUACAAUGAAAGAGGGGGACUAAAUUGGUGGAGAGUAGAAGACAUGUUGAGGGAGCUUAGGCUAAACGCUGAAGGGCCAAAGUCAUCAUGUGCUACCGGUAUAGGUUCAGAUAAUAUUAUUGUGAAUAAUAUGAGCAGGCAGGAGCCUAUUAAGGAAUCUGGCCCGUCAAAUGUUAAUGCAUUUGGAAUCACAGACAGUGCAGCUGAUGCAAAUGAUCGAGUGCUCGAAGGAAAUGCAACUGCACGAGAGAAUCAGUCCUCUGAGACAAGAUGUUCGAUAGAAGAGGUUCAGCUUAGAGAAAAGGAGCUCAUGGUGGAGGGGAAAGAUGGGAGUUCUGAAGUGACAGACCUUGAGGAUGAAUUGGAGUUACUGAAGGCCGCAGCAGAAAUGGCCUUGGAUGAAAAUCAUCCAACUGAUUUCUUCCUUGAGAAACUUAAUGGCCAAAUUGAUGCUAGGAAGAGGAAUCUUCUCGAAUUGGAGUUACAGUGGAAUGCUUCAAAGUUGAUUCUGGAAGAGAAGAAGACAAGUCUUGAAGAGUCAUUAUAUGCCACCGAACCAGAAUUUCAAGAGAAGUUCCAAAAACUGAAAAAAGUUGAGCUAGAAGUGGAUUCCAUUUCAUCUGAAAUGAGAAAGAGGGAAGAAGAGUGUUCAGAGCUUUCUGCUGGACUCGAGAAAAGACCGGAACAAGAAUCUAGAACAUCCCACAUUCAGCGGAUAAAAGAAAUCACGAAGAACAGUCGUAAACAACAUGCUGAUGUGGAACGCAUCCUAAAAGAGACUAGGGAACUCCAGUUAGAAAGUAAUUCCAUUCAGGAGCGUCUUCAUCGAACUUACGCUGUGUUAGAUGAAACUGUGUUCAGAGAAGCGAAGAAAGAUCAAGUUGGACGUCAGGCUUACAGGCUUCUUACCAGCAUUCAUGAAAGCUUCGAACAGAUCUUUGAGAAAAUAUUGUCCGCAGAUCGAGUCCAGAGAGAAAUCGCAGAAAAUGAGAAGAAGCUCGCGGCUAUGGCCUCACGGAGUCUGAACAUCGAGAGACUACAAGCCGACCUUGAUGCCAUCAUCAAGGAGAACGAACAUCUGGAGCAGUGUCUCGAAAAGAACUGAGCAGGGAAAACGGUCUGCUUGAACCUCUCGGGUCGGUACAACUCUGUAAAGUAGCCUGAGUUCGAGAUUAGAUCCCCAGUUGAAUGUUCGAUGACACCAAGUUAAAGAUAGACAGUGGCGGAAAAGGAUGUAGCACCCAAGAAAAGGAUAUUCUAAUCUGUAUACUUAGUAUCAUAUCUAUUUUUCAUUUAUAUC